Molecule: messenger RNA, 1920 nt
Organism: Coccomyxa subellipsoidea C-169
Lineage: Eukaryota; Viridiplantae; Chlorophyta; Trebouxiophyceae; Coccomyxaceae
Exons: 7
Coding region: 1-1920 (639 amino acids)
Biological process (GO): regulation of DNA-templated transcription
Molecular function (GO): DNA binding; DNA-binding transcription factor activity
Source: RefSeq, a predicted model, not a curated record
AUGCCGUCUGGCGGCACAGAGAAUAAGAAGAAUGACAGCCAGCAAAAGACAAGGAGAAGGAGCCGAGGGGGUAGCGCUGAAGCGAAGACGAAUGACUUGUCCGCCGAGGACUGGAACUUCCUGCUGCGUUGGCAGGGACAGCAGGAUGACGGAAACUGGACGCUGGCACUUGCGGAGAGGCUGCUGCCAGUCAGUGAGGCGCGUCAGAGCACAGGCCACGCUGAACCGCGGAGCAGUGCCCCUGCAGGGGAGCCCAGCCCAGCGAGCGCAGGCAGCCUGGAGCAGAAGGAGGCCUCUCUAGGCGAGUACCGCGAGCAGGUGCAGCGCUGGGAGCAGGCCCAGCGCCAAGGGGCGGCACCUGCCGCACAGCUACGAAGCCUGCCAUUCCCAUUCCACUUAGCACAGGGAGCGCCGUCGCCGGCCAACGCCGGCUUGGGAGAGUUACUCAGCAUGGCGCAGCAGGCCUCUGCACAACAAAACCACGCUGCCGCUCCCAGCUGCUGGCCGGGGUCACUGCCUCCGAGCCCAACCAAGGCAGCGGGCCGGCCGAAGAGGGAGACAUCUUCGCCGUGUAGUACAACGGCGCCGCCCAAUCUAGUACCUCCCUGGCUGGGUCAGACCAUCUCCUUCACCACCUGGUUCCAGGGCAGCCGUCAGGAGCAGGAAGGGGACUUGCACGCGCCAGCUCAGCAGUUUCCAUCGCCGGGGGCCUCGCCGGACCCAGCGCGGACGCUGUUCGCCGACGCGCGCGGGGGGAGCGGCAGGCCCGAGCGGCGGCCGGGCCGGCCGCGGCGGCAGCCGCUCGAGAGGGCGCACACGGCCCCAUCGGACGCCGCAGCCGCCUGGCCCGACGCCAGCCGUGGCGCGUCGGACCCGGGGGCGCACCGGGGCAAGCCUAGGGCCGCUCGGCAGGGGCUCAGGGGCGGCAGGGGGGAAGCCGCCGCCGAAGCUUCCCAAGGCGGAACAGAGCUAGAGGCGAUGGCAGGGGUUACCUUGACGCGGGCUGGACGAGUGCGCCUGCCCUCCAAGCGCUCGCUGGAUGCCGCAGAUGAAGAUUUCUUGGACAAUGAUGACAGCCCCACAGGUGCGGACCGCAAGAGCGCAGCGGCGCCGCCCAGCAAGGCGGCGAAGGGAAGCGCGCGCAUCAGCGCCGGUGCCGGCGGCGGCGCUCAGAAACGGCAGCCCGGAGCAGCCGCGUCCUCCGUCUUCAGGGGUGUCUCACGACACAGGCUGACGCAGCGGUGGGAGGCGUCGCUGUGGCUGUCGGGCAAGCAGAUGUACCUGGGCGGCUAUGUGAACGAGGAGGACGCUGCGCGCGCGUACGACCUGGCAGCGCUGGCGUGCAAGGGCCCAUCCGUGCCCACCAACUUUGCCGCGGCCGACUACGAGGGCAACCUGUCCGAGAUCCGCGGCUCCUCCAGGGAGGAGAUAGUGGCAUGGGUGCGGCGGCGCAGCAGCGCGUUCUCGCGCGGCCGGUCGCGCUUCAGGGGGGUUUCGGGCCAGGCCGGCCACUGGGAGGCGCGCAUCGGCACCUUUGGCGAUCGCAAGAACGUGUCCUUCGGCAUACACGAGACUGAGGAGGAAGCAGCGCGCCAGUACGACAGGGCCCUCAUCAUUGAAAAGGGCCGCGCCGCAAAGGCAAAUUUCCCUCUUGGCGUGUACGACGUGGAGGUCGCCAGCUUUGAGAAUUUCGUAGCCAAGAGGUUUGGAGGAUGUACAUCUGCGGCAGCGCGGGCAUUUCUGGCAGAAAUGGCGCUGCCUUUUGAUGAGACAGCCCCCAAUGGAUCCAAGGCUUCUCUGCCGCCGGUCAGGGAGAAGAAUAGGGGAGGGCGGCCGCGCAACAACGCUGCCUCCAUCAUUUAUGCCAGCGCGCUGCAACAGUCACUGGCUGUCAGGGGAAGCGCAGCCGCCCAAACAUAA